Molecule: messenger RNA, 3429 nt
Organism: Caenorhabditis briggsae
Lineage: Eukaryota; Metazoa; Nematoda; Chromadorea; Rhabditida; Rhabditidae
Gene: Cbr-tag-180
Product: Protein CBR-TAG-180
Exons: 18
Coding region: 1-3429 (1142 amino acids)
Cellular component (GO): voltage-gated calcium channel complex
Molecular function (GO): voltage-gated calcium channel activity
Source: RefSeq, a predicted model, not a curated record
AUGGCCCCAUGGGAUACGUGCACGUUGUGCUCUUCUGGUAAGUGUCUGGGACGGCUCCUUCCGGGGGACCACUACUACCCCAAUUCGUCUUGUCUCCAGCUCUUCUUCUUAUUCUCCUUGUGCCCCCAAACGCCCCGUUUCUUUUGCUCCUUCUACACCCCGGUCGGUUUUUGUUUUCGACUCUGUCUCUUCUUUCUGCCUUCCCUCAUUCUUCUAGAGGCCAAAGGAAUGCUAUUUAUUCUGACUAUCUUAUUCAGGCUCUCACUGUCACAUCUACCGAACGAUACAAUUGAAGAAGCCCCACCGUCCAUCGCAAAAUUUUCUGCCAAUAUCCUCAGAGAUUUUGAGACACAAUCCAGAUUUUCAAUAGUUCAAGACGAGUUCGAAAAGCUCAAAUCGGACAUCAAAUCAAAAAAGGAAGAUGCAGCUGAAAAACUUCGGGAAGCGACGGAACAUCUCGAUCGACUUGUCACCAACAGAGUUCAAGCGCUCAAGAAAUUGGCGUCGAGUGCCGAAGCGUCCGCAGCGGUUUUCGACGAGUACGAUGAUCAGGCGUAUGCAGUGCCACAAGCCGACAAGAGAUGUGAAGCGUACAUGACGAAGAUGAAUGAGUCUGAUAUGCAUUUCGUUUCAAAUGCAGUAGAACAAAAUUCAAAGUCUGGAAUUCAUAUAACAGUUGAAUCGUAUCAAUGUGAUCCGAAAGUGAUGAGAGAUUUUGAUUGGACGGGGACGAAAUUUAUAGAGAAGACAAUGACGGAGAAUAAGGAUAAGGAUCCGGAUAUGGGACAUCAGUAUAUUGGAACCUAUUCUGGAUUGACCAGAACUUAUCCAAGACGUCAUUGGAAAGUGGAACCAGCACCAAUCACAAUCGAUCUCUUCGAUCCUCGAUUCCGUCCAUGGUUCGUUAAUGCAGAAUCAGUGCCAAAGGAUAUUGUCUUUCUACUUGAUUAUUCCGGAAGUGUGAAAGGACCCACUAUGCAUCUCAUCAAGAUCACAAUGAUGUACAUUCUUUCGACCUUAAGCCCAAACGAUUACUUCUUUGGAGUCUAUUUCAAUAAUCAUUUUAAUCCAAUUAUCAGCUGUGCAAAUCGAACUUUUAUGCCAGCAACCACCAGUAAUAAGAAGGUGUUUUUUGAAGAAUUGGGAAUGUUGGAAGAGAAAGAUCAAGCCCAUUUUUCGACUCCGUUGAAGUUUUCAUUGGAUGUUUUGAGAGGGAACCUAGAUUCUAAUCAAUCCCUAUUUGCUGAUUAUCGUUCAGAAGGUCACAAACUCCUGAUAAUCUUCACAGAUGGAGUUGAUGAGUGGCCACACCAAAUCCUUGAUGAAGAAUUCCAAACUAGAAAUAGUGAAUUGAUUAGAAUAUUUGGAUUCUCUAUGGGCUACGGUACUAGCCUUCUACCACUUCAACAAUACAUGGCAUGCAAAUCUCAUGGAGGAUAUUCAGAAAUCGACUCUAUAAUGGAUGUAAAACCACAAUCAAGAACAAUACAAAACGUGUUGAGUCAAGUGAGAGGAGAUGAGCUGAGAGGCACGAAAGCAGAGAAUCGGGAGCCGAGUUGGACACAGUUGUAUAUGGAAACUCAGGGAUCUGGACCUAUCGUAACCCUAUCACUUCCCAUAUUGACAAGUGAUCAGAGGAUAUGGAGGGAGCAAAGUUUAGCAGGAGUUGUAGCCAUCGAUAUUUCCAUAAAAGAACUAACAAAACAUUUGCCAACAUCCAGUGAGCAGAUGUACGCGUACAUUGUGGACAACAAUGGAAUGCUCAUUUAUCAUCCACAGCUUCAGAUUCCAAAAACCGAAGUUCAUUGUGUUCGUCGAAGUGCUUGUUAUGAUGCUCAACAAGUGAAGCAAAAGGCUGGAUCUGGACUCCGUGUCCACUAUGGAUUCAGUGAUGAACGAGUUUAUAGAUUAGUUGGAUUAAUAGACAGUAUUCCUACUUUGGAUAUGUAUGACCUGGAAGGCGAUUCAACUGCAAUUCGGGAUCUGAGAAGAAGAAUAACCACGAAAACUUGCUACGAGGAAGCCAUUAAAGACGACUCCAAAGAAUAUCACUGUGCUCACAUCAAAGACUCGCCGUUCACAGUUGUCAUCGUAAACAGUCUGGAACUGAAGACAGUAUAUUAUGAUGAGGAUGUACCAGAAUUAGAUAUAUCCAACAACAAACUGGUGACAUUUUUCUACCCUAGAAGAGAUGUUUGUCAGUGGAAACUUGAUGAAUAUCAGCCAUACGACAGAUUCAAGGUGUGGUCAGGCAUUUCGGAUCAGCAGAUUUGCAGUCAAGAUGAUAUGAGACUCCCGAGAGCGUUUACGAAGGCAUUGGGGAGUUGGACUCAAUCGUGGCCAUCUUCAGACAUUGAACACACAACUUGCUUGCUGGUCGAGUUCCCAGACAACGCGUCGGUUCCACAUUAUGUGAACAGUUUUGUUCACACAAGAUCGAAACUAACUGUUUUCUAUCCGACCUGUUCGAGCCACGACAUGAAAGCAGUAAACAAAAAGUUUGACGAAGAAAUCAAAGUAACCGAUAACAACGAUUUUGUGCAGUUCUCAAUGAGAUCCGGUAGUCUUUUGAUCUAUCGAACGAUUGCGGAUUAUGAGAAUAAUCGAUUGGCAGUUGUGGGAACGCAAUGGAAGGAAAAUUAUUUUGAUCAAUACUUUGAUAAUUUUACAAAGCAACAUUCAGACUGGAAAGUUUGUAGGAAGCAAGAAUGUUCGAUAAUCACUAGAAAUGGACAUGUGAUUGCGUCAUCAGCUAACCGACAACCUGCACAUUUAGCCAACUUUGACCCUCAACUUUUUGAGUCUUUGAUUAAAAUCAAUUUGGUUUCGACAAAAUCUUGGAUCGAUGUGCAAUCAGAAUGCAAAGCCAAACGAAUCGCUCCUUGGAGUAGUGCAGCACCCGCGUCGAGCAGCUUUCUCCGUUAUUUUGUCACCUCAAUCUUCAAGUUCGCACAAACUUCAUUUUGGAGGAACCUCUUCGAAUCGGCAUUCACUGUAGUGGAUGCCCAACCAUCGAUGUCUGGAAAGACGUGCACUUUCCAAAAGAUCAAACCAUUUGAACGAUGUUUUAUGAAGUUUUUCCAUUAUCGAAUGUCUCUGAAUAUCACCAAACAACUUCAGUUAACAGGAAUGUCUACGUGUUCAAGAUACGCCAAACUCUAUCCAGUGCCAAACACAACUCUUUCACUUAUCAUCGCGGAUCGAGCGUGUAGUCAGUAUAGACCGAAAAGGAAGUAUGAAGCAGAACCAAGAAAAUUGGAAAAAUGCGAAGUAGUUCAUUCUCAUGCCCGUCGAAGACCAGAUUCACUGAAUGAUUGGAAAAUCGAACUUCAGAACAAACAUGUGGAUUGCAUCAAUGGAACUAAUCGACUUCUAUCCAGUUUCCUCACCAUCCUGAUUGUUUUCAUAUCAUCAUUUCGGAUAUUUUAG